This is a messenger RNA of Melospiza melodia melodia, 2229 nucleotides long. It is a transcript of the gene SLC7A9, whose product is annotated as solute carrier family 7 member 9. Gene Ontology annotation, molecular function: L-cystine transmembrane transporter activity; neutral L-amino acid transmembrane transporter activity. The coding region runs from base 503 to 1984 and encodes 493 amino acids. The transcript has 14 exons. Gene Ontology annotation, biological process: L-cystine transport; amino acid transmembrane transport. NCBI's taxonomy places the organism in Eukaryota, Metazoa, Chordata, Aves, Passeriformes, Passerellidae. The record is from RefSeq and is a predicted model, not a curated record. Gene Ontology annotation, cellular component: membrane.
CUUUCAGACAUGGACAUGCCUUGCUUGUAACUGGCUGGGAAAUGCAACAGGAGAAACACACUUGGCAAGGAUUCCUGCACCUGAUUAACUGCAAACAAAUUUAAAUAAAUAAGUUCUAAAAAGGACAAAACAUUGAGUGGAAGACAUUCACCCUGAAUCAACAGAGAGAAGAUUGGUGACCCUUUCCGAGGCAAAGAGCUGCUAAACAGAUAAUUCUGGGAGCUGCUAAACAGAUAAUUCUGGGAGCCCACACUCUGUUUAGCAGAUGCUUCCGUCUCCAAGGAACUGAGGCAAAGCCUAAUUAAAUGAAGAAUGGAAAGAAGGUCUCCUAGAUAAGAAGAAAACCAGUUUUUGGGAGGAAGAUAAAACCUGUCUAGACCUUUGGAGUAGUUCAAAGGAAGGACUGGCUAUAAAAGCUGGAUUGUUCCAGUGAGGACGUCCUGCAAACUGAAUGUGAGAAGCCACAGACAGCCCCUGCCAGAAAUUUCAGCAAGGAAAACAAAUGGGUGAAGAAAGCUUGAAGAGAAGAAAAGGAGAGGACAAAGGAAGAGAGAACAGACAAUCCAUCCAGAGUCAUGAGCCCCAAACGAUGAACCUACAGAAGCAGGUGGGCCUGAUUAGUGGAAUCUGUAUGAUUGUGGGUACCAUUAUUGGCUCAGGUAUCUUCGUUUCUCCAAAAUCAGUUCUUGCCAAUGUGGAAGCUGUGGGUCCUUGUUUAACCAUCUGGGCAGCCUGUGGAGUUCUGGCAACAUUAGGUGCACUUUGUUUUGCUGAGCUUGGUACGAUGAUCACAAAGUCUGGGGGAGAAUAUCCUUACCUCAUGGAGGCGUUUGGGCCGAUUCCAGCCUUUCUGUUCUCUUGGACGAGCUUGCUGGUCACAAAGCCCAGCUCCUUUGCCAUCAUCUGCCUCAGCUUUGCAGAAUAUGCAUCAGCUCCUUUUUACCCAGGCUGUGACCCACCCCAGGCUGUCAUCAAGUGCCUGGCAGCUGCUGCUAUUGUGGUAAUUACAAUUGUGAAUUCAUUGAGUGUGAAGCUGGGAAGUUACCUCCAGAAUUUUCUCACAGCUGCUAAAAUGAUCAUUGUCACAAUCAUUAUUGUAAGUGGAAUUGUUCUCCUUGCACAAGGAAAAACAGAUAACUUUAAAGAUUCUUUCAAGGGCAGUAAAAUUUCUGUUAGUUCUAUCAGUUUGGCAUUUUAUAAUGGACUCUGGGCAUAUGAUGGAUGGAAUCAACUCAAUUACAUCACAGAGGAACUUAAAAAUCCUUACAGAAAUCUGCCACUGUCUAUAAUUAUUGGAAUCCCCUUGGUCACAGUUUGUUACGUUCUGAUAAAUGUUUCCUAUUUCACUGUGAUGACUUCAACAGAGCUCCUGCAGUCCCAGGCUGUUGCUGUGACAUUUGGAGACAGAGUCCUUUAUCCAGCCUCUUGGAUAGUUCCUCUCUUUGUGGUAUUUUCCACACUUGGAUCUGCCAAUGGCACCUGUUUCACUGCAGGCAGACUUGUGUACGUUGCAGGUCGUGAGGGGCACGUGCUGAAGAUUCUGUCCUACAUCAGUGUCAAGCGCUUAACACCAGCACCUGCCAUCAUAUUUUAUGGGGCCAUUGCUAUUAUUUAUGUUAUUCCUGGUGACAUUAAUUCCCUCAUAAAUUACUUCAGCUUUGCAGUCUGGAUCUUUUAUGGUUUAACUGUACUUGCACUAAUUGUUAUGAGGUUUACAAGGAAGGAACUCAAGAGACCUAUCAGGGUCCCCAUCAUCAUUCCUGUCAUAGUGACACUGGUGUCAAUUGUGCUGGUACUGGCACCAAUCAUCAGUGCACCUGAACUGCCCUAUUUGUACUGUACUUUAUUUAUACUUAGUGGACUUAUAGUUUAUGCACUUUUUGUUCAUUUAAAAUUCAGAUGGGCACAAAAAAUAUCAAAGCCCAUCACUAUGCACCUCCAGAUGCUUUUGGAAGUCGUUCCAGAAGAAGACGUUCCAGAAUGAAGUAUUUUAUACCCACCAGGUUGUUUUAAAGUGCUCUACUGGUUGAAAUAUAUUCAAUUUAGUUUGGCACACAUAUAUAUUUGCUAAAUUGUUAUGUUGGUACUGGUGUAUUAGUUUUGCAACACUUCAGUACUUUAAAGCAUCAAAUACAUAUAAUAAAAGAUUUCUAAGCCAGACUACAGUGUCCAGCAAAGCUGGUUUCAUUGUUUGUUAAUAAAUUAUGGUGUCUUGUUUUCUGAAUUAAA